UUACAUCUCCUAUAACCAUGAGGUCUGAAGUCGAAAAAGAAGUUUCCUGAUCCACCACAGUUUCGUCCGGAGAAUCAAUCAGACACGCAUUAGGGUGAAUUUAAAUCUCAUCGUUUAGCGGCUUGUCUGGUUACAGUUAUGGAUGACCUACUAAAAACUAGUUUUGUUUUCUCUGACGCAGCACUUUAAGUGAUAGGUUCCUAGAUACACUUUUUUCAAUAAGGAAGACUCGCUACAGCGCUGUCUGUCGACAUUAGAAUCGAAGAGACUAAAGAGUAACGGUGUCGUCAAUGAGUAUGCAAAAGGCAUACCUCUAGCUGCUGAAUGACUACGUAAGAUUCGAAUAGCUGUUGAGAUAGUAUAUAAAAAAGCUUGUAGAGCUAAGAAGAAUAAUCAUUUCAUCAUAACGUUCAGCCUUUACUUGAUUCAACGACAACAAAAGAAACAAAAGUACGUAAAAAUGGUACAACUGGCAACAACAACAAUAACAAUUGCUGUAGCAACGGUGGUAGCGAUUAUGUGUCAAUUGGGUUGUGAUGGUGCACCAAUUCAAAAUCGAAGAAAACGUCAGAAUGGAUCGGUACCACAAUUUGACUUAAACAGUGGCGCUUUGACAGUAGAGUGGACUGGUACUACAAUUCAAUAUACUGGUUUCGAUAGCAAUGGAGGAGGUGUUAUUCUAACAAGUCCCUUAAUGUUUACUAAAGCUACUGAACUAUUGAUAGCUGGAGGUAGUACUAAUUAUCAAUAUUUGUAUUCUGGAACUAUAGCACAAAUGAUUACCAGCUCUAUUAUCCCUACUGAACCAACAUUUGAUUUAAACACCAACAAUCUAACGAUUAGUAUAGAUGACAAGAAUAUAAUCAUGUCGGGAACAGAUACGAAUCAACAACCUAUCACGGAAGUAACUCCUUUUGGUUCUGUAGCCGUAUCUCCAGUAAAUUUGCAGAUCUCUAGUAAUUACCAACUAUAUAUGUACCACUUCACAAUGGUUGAUGCUACAAUAACAGUUUAA
Messenger RNA from Didymodactylos carnosus, 1015 nucleotides. The record is from the annotation of a GenBank genome assembly. Lineage: Eukaryota; Metazoa; Rotifera; Eurotatoria; Philodinida; Philodinidae.